AUGUUUGGACUAAAUUUGCCAGCAGUUUGCGACAACUUAAAGGCCCAGUUGAACCGAUCUGUUUGGAUUCUAGAAACUAAGGUGGCAAUAGCCAGGCCGAGACUUCUGUGUGCCGCCGAAAGCGUCGCAAGGGCCAUGCCUGACUAUUGCAUAAGGGUUCUGAUCGCGGGCUAUGACGAGAAGAACAGCUCCAGUGAUGAGCUGACAAGAAAACUGCGAGCAAAGUUUGAAAAUGUUCGGUUUCAGAAACUGGUACCAGAAGAUAUCCUGCGGAACACCCCAGUGGCAAACUACACAUACAGAUAUGGUCCACUCUUUGAAUGGGAUAACUAUGCCGUGCACUUGAGUGACUUCCUGCGCAUGGCCCUCCUGUACAAGUACGGGGGCAUCUACAUGGACACCGACAUCCUCGCCAGAGGCAGGAUCGACCCCGCCCCCUUUUAUGUAUCCAGGGCCGAUGGGGGAGCUAUAACAAAUUCAGUCAUUGGAUCGUCUAGACCUGGGCACCCUCUGUUAUGGGUAGCCAUGAAUAUAUCCCAGGAGCAAUACAUGUUCCGACAGUACGACACAGUGUUCGGAGUAUUCGGAGGCCUGAUAGAAAAGACAUGUCUCAAGGAGAGAAAAAGACUGGCUCUUGACACGCAUACUGUUCGACGUCACGUGCUGAACUGCAGCAGUUUCAAAGUGUACGGGUUUGAGACUGGGUCUCUGUGCUGCAAAAAAUACAGUCCCCUGAAUGGGGAGAACCAGACAGAGUCGGAGACACUGAUGCAGCAGUGGAGGGGGGAGAACUGCACCAUGUUCCACUACAUGCAAUCAUACCUCGGUGUCAAACAGGCACUCACACCACACAAGAACAGUCUACUCAAGAAAGUUAUGAAAGACACAUGCCCUAUGAGUCUAGAAAGCUCAGAAUUAUUUUGA
Messenger RNA from Symsagittifera roscoffensis, 924 nucleotides. RefSeq names its product alpha-1,4-N-acetylglucosaminyltransferase-like. Gene Ontology annotation, molecular function: hexosyltransferase activity. Lineage: Eukaryota; Metazoa; Xenacoelomorpha; Acoela; Convolutidae. Gene Ontology annotation, biological process: glycosphingolipid biosynthetic process. The transcript is spliced from 5 exons. The record is from RefSeq and is a predicted model, not a curated record. Bases 1 to 924 code for a protein of 307 amino acids.